UUUAAAGGGGUUUUGUUCCGGUUCACUAACAUCUUAAAGGCUGUGACAAAGAGAGAGUUAAAACCAGAGACAGUUUAUGAAAAGGACUUGGCCUACCAGGCUGCACACCUCCAUUAUGUGUCAGUACGCAACUAUUUUACUAUACGUCGUGGUAUCGUGGCAAGUGAGGAGAGUGUAUGCUCAGUAUCAGAACAUUCCGCCCAAUCAAAAUGCUGCGUACAAUCCGCCAUCCGGAAUCGAACAGAUUGCUGCGCACCAGCAACAGUGGUUCUCCUUUAACUCCGUGAGGCGGGCUGAGACUGAGGAGAAAAUUGACAAGUUGGAGGAGCGGUUGCAGGCCGUGCAACACCAGUUUGAGUCUCAGCUGCAGACGUUACAAGACCUUCAGGCACUGGAGAAGGAACGGAUACGAGCCUCCAAGAGGAUCAUCAAGCCCAUCUUCGAGAAGAUCGGCUCCAGGUACUUUUACGUUGAGUGGCAUGACAAAGUGAACUGGUACACUGCAUUCAUAACGUGUCGGCAAAUGGGCGGUCACCUGGCCAAUAUCCGGGACUCCAAGGAGUUCCACGAAGUGUUUUCGAAGUUGCCCCACAGCUCCUUCUGGAUAGAUAUUUCGAGCUCGCUUGAUAAUGGCCCUUACUAUUCUACACUGACCGGAAGAAGCCCCCCCUUCGUGAAGUGGAAACCCGAUCAGCGCAUCAGUCCUCACAGCCACUGCGUUGAUGUACAUAAGGGGGCAAUGUAUAAGGAGGGUUGUGGCAAAAAGUUUUUCUUCGUAUGCCAAGCCGAACCGUGGUACUGAAACCCGACAAUCAGAAGAACAUUUAUCAGAAAUAAAGUAAUGCUUAGUACAAGUAA
Molecule: messenger RNA, 858 nt
Organism: Drosophila biarmipes
Lineage: Eukaryota; Metazoa; Arthropoda; Insecta; Diptera; Drosophilidae
Product: accessory gland protein Acp29AB-like
Exons: 1
Coding region: 77-802 (241 amino acids)
Source: RefSeq, a predicted model, not a curated record